UAACCGGUGACCUGUUUUAGGCUUAGAUGAAGACGCUCAUGGUAUUUGACUUUGAUCACACUGUGGUCGACGACAACAGUGACACUUGGGUAAUCAAAUGCACGCCCGAGCAAAGUUUACCGGACUGGCUCAAGAACUCGUAUGAGAAAGGCCGAUGGACCGAGUAUAUGGGUCGGGUGAUGUCUUACAUCGGAGACCUGUCAGUCAGUCCGGACACGAUCAGAAAUGUAAUGGAGACUAUUCCGUACACUGACGGAAUGAUCGAAUUAUUGACAUACAUCUCAGGACACAAGAGUGACAUCGACUGCAUUAUAAUCUCAGAUUCCAACACUAUCUUCAUCGAGUGGAUCCUACAAGCUGCCGGACUGCAUUCCGCGGUAGACCGUGUCUUCACUAAUCCCGCCACUUUCGAUAACCGCGACUACAUGACGAUGCAGUGUCAUCAUUCGCAUGAUUGUAAGCAAUGUCCGGUGAAUUUAUGCAAAAGGAAGGUAUUAGGGGAUUUCUUAGAGAGCCAAGCGGAAGCUGGUGUUCACUACCGAAAGACGUUUUACGUGGGAGACGGAGGCAACGACCUGUGCCCCGCACACAUUUUGAAAGACGGGGAUGUUGUUAUGCCACGGAAGGGGUACACACUGGAGAAACUCUUGUCUAAAAUGAAUGAGAGGGAUAAAACGAUUCUCUCCAGGCUGCAAAUAAUACCCUGGACCAGCGGCAAGGAAAUCCUAAAAGAACUGGAUGCCCUUAACCACUAAACAGGUCCACAUCCCACUUUGGACGGUGGAUAUUGAAAUAAAAGUCAAUCGCAAAAUUGUAUGGUGGAUUCAACCACGUUAUAAACCGUUGUUUUACAGCGGACGGGCUUUUGUUAAUCCAUAAGUAUUGACUUAGUCAAACGUUUUCCAUUGUUUUGUAUAUGAGCGCCAGUAUCAACCAGUUCGUUCAGAGUAGUCUCUAUUGAUUUCCGUUGACUUCGAAGCAAAGUAAUGUGUCGUCUGUCUCCUCUUUCACUGUCAAUUUCUCCUUUCUGUUUGCUCAGGGAUUUGACUUCAUAUCGAUUGUCAAAACAGUGAAUCUCUGAACGCUGUAGAUUCUGUAAUAAUGUGUUUUUUUUUUACUACUUGAAUAAUAAUGAACAUUUUGUGGACACCUUUGCUAAUACCACAAUGUAUGAAAUCGUUUACUGAUUAUAAAUAUUAAAAUGGAAGUUUACCGUCAA
Chanos chanos (milkfish) is the source of this 1219-nucleotide messenger RNA. It is a transcript of the gene phospho2, whose product is annotated as phosphatase, orphan 2. Lineage: Eukaryota; Metazoa; Chordata; Actinopteri; Gonorynchiformes; Chanidae. Gene Ontology annotation, molecular function: phosphatase activity. The record is from RefSeq and is a predicted model, not a curated record. The transcript is spliced from 2 exons. The coding region runs from base 27 to 755 and encodes 242 amino acids.